AUGGAGCAGGGUAUUUCGCCGAUUGUAACUGCCGGACUGAUUAUGCAGCUGCUGGCCGGAGCAAAGUUCAUCGAAGUUGGUGACACCACGAAGGAUUGGGCGCUGUUUAACGGAGACCAGAAGAUGUUCGGACUUCGGAAAAUGGAAGAAUCACGUCAAAUUCCCCCAUUCCGUUGUGAAUCAAUCGAGAAGGGCAAACUUUCUCGAGAGUGGGAAACGUGGAAGUGGUCUUUGGAGUGCUAUUUCGAAGCGUAUAGCGUCAGCGAUCAGAAAAUAAAGCGAGCCAAACUGCUCCACUUGGGAGGAAUAGAACUGCAGAGAAUUUUUCGAAGUCUUCCCGAGCAUGAUAAAACACCUCUGGUAGCAUUGGAGCCCAAGGUGUAUGAUUUUGCCAUUGAGUUGCUUGAUACAUACUUCCAAGCUGGCAGACAAGAUGUGAUUGAACGCCGUAAGCUCCGAAAAUUGAAGCAAGAAUCCAAUGAAAAGUUUUCUCACUAUGUCAUCCGGUUGAGACAACAGGCACUGAACUGUGGUUUCGAGAAGUAUGGAACAGAAGUCACCGAAAUCUUGAAGGAAAUUUAUCUGGUCGAUGUCAUAGUGGAGAAUUGCCGUUCAGAUGAUCUUCGAAAGGCCAUUCUCAAACGCGAUCGAUCGAUCAGAGAAAUCGAGGAAAUAGCAGCGACAAUUGAGGAUACGGAUCAGCAAAUGAAGGAGUUGAAGGAGCACACCAAUACAUCCCGAGAAAUAGCAGUUUAUGAAGUCAACCGACCAAAUCAGGCAAGACCUCCGGUGCGCAGAAACUCAACAGCAGAUCGUAGAACACACCGUGGGCAGCUGUUCGGGGUUACAUCCAGGCGUGAAGUUGCUACCAAACCGACGGCGUUCAAAGGCUCGAAAUCAUCUUGUUUUGCAUGUGGGCAGUUCGGGCAUUUGGCAAAUUCACCGGAUUGUCCAGCACGUGGUCGUAUAUGUCGUCGUUGUCGUGAAUUGGGUCACUUCGAAACUGUUUGCAGGAAGCAAAAACAGAGAUCAGAAGCUGUGAGGAGACCAAGGAAGAUCUACAACAUCGAUAAAUCGUCAGCAGCAGAGCAAGAGGAGGAAGAUAAGGAUAAGCGUGAUGAUUCUCCGGAGCCGAAAAAGGUGUAUUAUGCGUUCUAUGGAGGAAACCAAACAAAUCUUUUGGACGGAGUUAUUGGAGGAAUCGCGGUGAAGGUUUUGAUUGAUUCGGGAGCAGAUGCAAAUUUGAUUCGGCUGGAAACGUGGAAAAUGAUGAAAGAGAGGAAGGUCAUUGUAGUAACGUCGACGAAAGGGUCAUCACGAGUUUUGAAAGGAUAUGGAAGCGAUACACCAUUGGACGUGGUAGGCACAUUCGAGGCCGAAGUUUCUAUCGGGCGUAGGACUACAGUGGCGGAAUUCUUCGUUGUCAAUGGCGGACAGAAAGACAUUUUGGGAGACGCGACUGCUAAGAAGCUGGGUGUGCUGAAAGUUGGAAUCGAAGUUAACAACGUCGACAAAGAAAUGAAACCGUUCAGUAAAAUCAAGGGUGUCAAGGCGCAGAUAAGAAUGAUGGCAGAUGCUCGGCCUGUCUUUCAGCCAGUUCGUCGUGUGCCGAUUCCAAUGGAGGAUGCAGUAAACCGGAAGCUGGAUCAAUUAUUGCAACGAGAUAUCAUUGAAGUGAAACAAGGACCGGCAACAUGGGUUUCUCCGCUGGUAAUCGUUGGGAAAACUUCAGGCGAACCCCGAAUUUGUUUAGAUCUACGACGAGUGAAUGAAGCGGUAGUUCGAGAACAUUUUCCUAUGCCGGUAGUGGAUGAGUAUCUAGCAAGACUCGGAAGAGGAAAAAUCUGGAGCAAGCUGGAUAUUCGUGAAGCAUUUCAUCAGAUUGAGCUGGACGAUGAUUCGAGGGACGUGACAACAUUCAUCACGAAUAAAGGAUUGUUCCGGUUCAAACGGCUUCCGUUCGGACUCGUGACUGCCCCUGAAAUAUUUCAAAGAAUAAUGGAGGAGAUUUUGUCAGGUUGUGAAGGUACAUACUGGUACCUAGAUGAUGUGAUGGUAGAAGGUGAGACGAAGGAAAUCCACGAUAAAAACUUGAAGAAGGUAUUGUAA
Messenger RNA from Aedes albopictus (Asian tiger mosquito), 2109 nucleotides. RefSeq lists its product as uncharacterized. The transcript has 2 exons. The record is from RefSeq and is a predicted model, not a curated record. Gene Ontology annotation, biological process: proteolysis. Gene Ontology annotation, molecular function: aspartic-type endopeptidase activity; nucleic acid binding; zinc ion binding. NCBI's taxonomy places the organism in Eukaryota, Metazoa, Arthropoda, Insecta, Diptera, Culicidae. The coding region runs from base 1 to 2109 and encodes 702 amino acids.